AUGCUGCAGGUGGAAGACGUGCCUUUAGAUGACGACAUCGACGUCGCCAUAGGAGCAAGCAGAGCUACUUCCACGAACCCAGGUGGCUCCGGUCCGAGUGCAGCGCAGCCGCAAGCAGAUCCAGAUGCGCCGAAGUUGGUGAUGGCCUCUCGCGGCCUCAGUGGCCUGAUCGAGAGCGUAGGCGGAAUGCAGGUCGAGGAAGAACUGCGAGAAAACACGGUUCUCCUGAACGUGUACGAUGUCAGUGACAGUGAUGUCAUCCAGAGGGUGAAUCGCAUCCUCACAGUGGAUGACAAUGUCCUAGCCGGAGGAGUCUUUCACGCCGGUGUGGAGGUUUAUGGCAAGGAAUGGUGUUAUGGUGCCACAGUGCCGGGGCGGACUGGUGUGGGGGCAGUGAAACCGCGCAUGCACCCACAGCACAGGUACCGUGCCACUGUGAAUAUGGGCCAAACCGAGAAGACGCCACAAGAAGUGAACCAUCUUCUUGCAGGCAUGGCAGCACAAUGGCCUGGUAGCUCGUACGACCUGAUCCAUCACAACUGCCUCAGCUUCUGCAAUGUUCUGCUCGGUGAGCUCGGCUUGAGGCGAAUCCCCGGUUGGGUGGAUCGAGCGGCUCGGGCAGCAAGCCAGGUGGAUAAUGUCGUCAAAGCAGUGAGGAGCAUCAGCACCGAUGAGGUAACGGUGCAGGCGGAGGAGAGGCUACAGAGCUUGAGGCGGGAGUCCUUUGCCGCCCUCGAGGCGGCCAAAGACGGGACACAGAAACUCUUCGUGCGGGCCCAGGAGCAGGCGCAGCAGCCACUGUCCGAGGUGCAAGACCUGGGUGUCAAAGCGAGCGAGCUGGCGGGCAAGGCACAGGAGCAGCUGCAUUCUGUGGGUGCGAGCCUUUGGCAGUGGGGACAAAAUCUCCAGGAGUCUGUCGGCAUGUCUGAGGCACCAGCACUCUCCGAGCUGGGCAAGAAAGCGGAGGACAAUUGGCAGACCCUGUCCGAGAACAUUUGGACGUGGGGUCAGUCUGUCACACAGGACCUGAAACAGACCCUGGAGGGGCCCGGAGUUGCUCGCAAGCAAUCCUCAAAGACAGAGACUGCGAGCCAAAAGGAGGACUUGCGCUCCUCCUCGGCCGGACUCAUCAAGGCCCAGGAGACCAGCCUUUUGAAGCAGGGUCUGCUGGAGGACGAGGACGGGGAUGAUGUCAGCUCGCGCGAGGCGGAACUAGUGAAGGAGGCCCCCUUGGAGUGGGCGUCAGGGAAGCAAUCUGAGAAGGGAACGGCCGACUUCAACCCUCCACCCCGUGGGCAAGACCUCCUUGAUAUGGGCGACGGCCCAGCACCAGCGAAGGAGCCACAGGCUGCCGUCAGCUUGCUCGAUUGA
Messenger RNA from Symbiodinium necroappetens, 1371 nucleotides. The record is from the annotation of a GenBank genome assembly. Lineage: Eukaryota; Dinophyceae; Suessiales; Symbiodiniaceae.